Ipomoea nil (Japanese morning glory) is the source of this 2039-nucleotide messenger RNA. RefSeq names its product glucan endo-1,3-beta-glucosidase 8-like. Gene Ontology annotation, molecular function: hydrolase activity, hydrolyzing O-glycosyl compounds. Gene Ontology annotation, cellular component: plasma membrane. NCBI's taxonomy places the organism in Eukaryota, Viridiplantae, Streptophyta, Magnoliopsida, Solanales, Convolvulaceae. The transcript has 2 exons. The record is from RefSeq and is a predicted model, not a curated record. The coding region runs from base 478 to 1983 and encodes 501 amino acids. Gene Ontology annotation, biological process: carbohydrate metabolic process.
GGGUCCAGAAUAUUAAAAAAAAAAAAAAUCCUGAAUGGGGUGAUUGAGUGGGUGUAUCAUAAGGUCUUCUUGGUCGCGUUUACUGUACUUAGCAUAAAAAAAUGUAAUUAAUAUAUGGUUUCUAUUUUGUAUAUAAAAAUAGCCAAUAAGUAAAUACUUGAAAAAUUAGUAGUGGUAUGUAUCUACGGUGAAUUCUUGGUUUCCCAAAUUCCCACCGCGAAAUUCCCAUCUUUUACUCUCGUUUACAAACAUGGGAAUACUUAAAGAAAGCGGGAACAGACCACAUUUCACAAUCUACACACUGUUACAAACAGGAUUACUGUUUGCCCUUCUUUCGAAAAACUCCAUCUCUUCCUUUCUUCAUCCCCAGUUCCCACCCAACCAACGAAAUACAUGUACUGAUAUACAUUAUAUAGCAGCCAAAAUUCUGGUCACACUAGCUUCCGCUGCCAUCAAAAUCCAAAACAAACCUUAAAAAUGGAGCGGAGGUGGAAUUGGGUGGCGGUUUUCUUGUUGUUGUUGUUGGGAGCUUAUAGUGUAGAUGGGUUUAUCGGCAUUCAGUGGGGCAGAUAUGCAUCGCAGAGCUUGGUGCCAUCAGUGGUGGUGGAUUUGCUUCUGCAAAAUGGGAUAAAGGAGAUCAAACUGUCGGCGCCAUCUCCCAACGUCCUGGAGGCCUUGCAGAGUUCCAAUAUUGGCAUCACCGUGGCCUUGCAGAACGAUUUCAUCAGACGCGACAAAUGGUUGAGUAAUAUAAAAAACGUUAGCCAAUGGGUGGAAGAACUUCUUCUGGAGCCUGUACAAAGAGGAGUCCACAUCCAGACAUUGAUUAUUCUGGAAGAACCAUUAUCGCUUUACCGUACCCCAGUAUUGAAUAUGACUGACGUUUUCCAGGAAACUGUGAGUAAUCUGCAUAGAUGUAACCUUACGCACAUCAGAACCACAACCACGCAUUCCAGCGACGUAUUGAAGAAUGUAAGCAAGCCAUCGCAGGCCGAUUUCCGCGACGACAUCAAGGACAAGAUGCUCGAAUCCCUAAGGUUGUUUAAGAAGACCAAUUCCUUCUUCAUGUACAAUAUGGUCCCCAUCUUCUCCCUCAUGGUCAACAAAUGGCCGAUCGAAUUCGCUUUCAUGGAUAACAACUCCACCUUCACCAUCGUCGACGGCAAAUACACUUACAGAAACGCGUUCGAAUUCCUCUUCGAUUGCCUCGUCGUCACGCUCGAGAAAGCAGGGUAUCCUGAUAUGGAGAUCGUGAUCGGGGAGAUCGGAUGGCCGACGGACGGCGGGAAGUACGCGACUCCGGAGAAUGCGGAACGGUUUUACCGCGGUUUUCUGAAGCACAUAUCGGAGAAGAAAGGGACUCCUCGCCGUCCCAAGUGGAACAUCGACGUCUUCCUCUCUUCGUUGACGGAUGAGAACAAAGUUCCGCUGCAAUUGGGACCGUCGUACCGUCACCGAGGGAUCUACAACUUCGACGGCACGCCCAAGUUCGCAAUCGACUUCACCGGAAAAGGCCGCCUCAUGUUCCCGGUAUUGGCCCAAGGCUCCCUGAAGAUGCCGUCGCGGUGGUGCGUAUUCAACGGCGACACCUCCAACAUGACCAAAGUGGAGGAGCAAUUUCAGUACGCCUGCACCCUCUCCGACUGCUCAUCUCUGUCUCCCUAUUCUUCCUGCAGUCAACUGGACCUCAAGUCCAACGUCUCUUUCGCUUUCAACAUGUUCUAUCAGACCAGCAACCAAGAUCAAAAGAACGGGGGCUGCGAUUUUGCAGGCUUGGGUGCACUAACUACUCGCGAUCCUUCCAUGGGUACUUGUUACUUCCCGGUGGAGAUUUUGACUGCGGAGAAGGUAGACGCUGGUAUUCAAAUCCCUACAUAUAUUGGUUAUGACAGAUCUGGAGCUCACGCACUCAGAUCUUUCGCAACACCACAACUUUUGUUCAUUGCUCUUUCAUUGUUGUAUUUAAUUUGGCCAAACAAUUAGGGAUUUUUGUAUGAGAUUUUGAAUUUUUGUUUUAUUUUUGCCAAUAUAUUUUUUUG